Spirodela intermedia is the source of this 2272-nucleotide messenger RNA. NCBI's taxonomy places the organism in Eukaryota, Viridiplantae, Streptophyta, Magnoliopsida, Alismatales, Araceae. The record is from the annotation of a GenBank genome assembly.
AUGUCUCCGAGCUCCGCGGGUAUGCUCUUCAGCGCCAUGAGAGCCACUUGCCACUCGUCACGGGUCGUGACGCCUGCCAUGGCCCGGCCUACGGUAAUGAGGGUGGUCGAUUGGCAGGCCUACGCAUUUUGGGGCAACGGCUUCAGCGAGAGAUCUCAUAGAGGGAUCCCACUGGUCUUCUUCCCUGCCCCGCUUUUGGCAGAAGAGCUUCCAAGAGCUCUUUCGAUUCAAGAGGGAGUCUCUAAAGAAAAAAUCAAAUCGGCGUAAAGGAAUAUGAUGGUGACCAAAAUUUCAUGUUGAUUGAAGCAAUCGCGAUAUGCUUAAUCUAAAGAAAUUAAGUAAGAAUUGUGAUUAUGGUUUGAAUGAAUCUUAUAGAUAUUAAUAUGUAUGCAUCUGGCAUGCCUGUGUAAGCAAAUCUUUAGCGAUAAGUUGAAUCUGUAAGAACAAGACUUGCCUUGUUCGGAGUCCAGUGGAUGGAUAGUUUUUCAGAACUGUUGAGUGGGAGCGGGCAGCCAUGGCAUCUGUAGACGAUUGCUGGCCUCCACGAAUGGCCAUGCGACCGUCUGCGAAUGUGCUGUUGCCGCCGAACGUCCGCGCGCUCGGUUCGGCAGCUCGCCGUGGCGUACCGAACCGAGCGCCUCCGGCGUUCGCUAAUGGCCGCUGCGUUCCAUCGCGAAAGGAGCUGAGUACGGUGGUGCGCUCGGCUCCGUUCGGGAAUUCGCCGGUGCUCGCUUGAUGUGGUUCUGGUCUUUGAGUUCAAUGGCGGUGAAGUAGAGGGAGGUGGAGAGAGGGAGAGGGCGGACGCAGAGGAUGGAGAGAGAGAGAGGACGAGUGGGAAGCAGAGGAUGGAGAGACGGAAAGACAGCAGGAAGAGAGGAAGGGUCGGCGGAGAAGGAGGGCCACGCGGGGGAGAGGGAUGGAGAGAGGAGCGCAGAGGGCGAGAGAACUAAAGACGAAGAAGAGGAAGAUGGAUACGGAGAGAGUAAGGGGAGAAUGAGGGUGGAUAGAGAGAAGAGGGGGAGUUGGAGGGAAGGAGGGUGAGAGAGAGAGAGAGAGAGAGAGAGAGAGAGAGAGAGAGUAAGAGAGAGAGAGAAGAAAGGGAGGGAGAGAGGAAACGUAAGAGGAAGGGAAGAUGCAGGAGCAUGCCAGGGCGAGAGGGAGGUAAAUUAGAGUCAAAUCCAUUCUCUGAAUCGCCAUCGCCAUGACCAUCCCAAAAACGUUGAUAGAUAAGAAGUUGCUGGUUCUUGAACUCCAUCUGGUCAUCAAAACAAUACCAUGGCGGUGAAGUUGAUCAGAUUAAACCUUCUUCUGUCUCAUUCAGUUGCUGCAACGAGGAUCCGGGCCUGGCGCAAGAAGCUCCCACGCCAUUACGGUGGUCGGCAGCAGGGCCUACGCCUUUGGCGGAGAAUUCACCCCCCGCGUCCCCGUGGACAACAAGAUCCAUGUCUUCGACCUGGAGACUCUCACCUGGUCCGUUCCAGAGGUCACCGGAGACAUCCCGCCGCCGAGGGUCGGCGUCACCAGGGCCACCGUCGGUAAGACCAUCUACGUCUUCGGUGGUCGUGACGCAGAGCACAAGGAGCUGAACGAGCUCUACUCGUUCGACACAACCACGGACAACUGGACCCUUCUGUCCUCCGGCGAGCUCGGCCCCCCCAGCCGGAGCUACCACUCGAGGGCCGCGGACGGCCACCAUGUCUACAUCUUUGGCGGGUGCGGAGUCGCCGGGAGGCUCAAUGACCUCUGGGCUUACGAUGUUUUGGACGGGAAGUGGGUCAAGUUCCCGGAGCCAGGGAAGAGCUGCCGUCCCCGGGGAGGAACUGAGCUCGCCGUGGCCGGAGAGAAGAUCUGGAUAGUUUAUGGUUUCGCAGGUGAAGAGGUAGACGACGUCCACUGCUUCGACCCGGCCUCCGGGGAGUGGACGGAGGUGGAGACAACCGGGGACAAACCUUGCCCUCGGAGCGUCUUCUCCAUAGCCAGCAUUGGACUGCGCGUGAUCAUAUGCGGAGGCGAAGUUGAUCCGAGCGAUCUCGGCCAUCUCGGCGCCGGGAGCUUCGCCGGCGAUUCGUACGUGUUGGACACGGCGACGAAAGCAUGGAAGAAGCUGGCGGAGGUGGCGGAGCCCGGGGAGCACCCCGGGCCUCGCGGCUGGUGCGCGUUCUCCGUGGGUCGCCGGGACGGGGAGGAAGGGCUGCUUGUCUACGGUGGGAAUUCGCCCACCAAUGACCGGCUGGAUGACAUCUUCUUCUUCACUCCUUCCUUUGGCAGGUGA